Molecule: messenger RNA, 459 nt
Organism: Colletotrichum acutatum
Lineage: Eukaryota; Fungi; Ascomycota; Sordariomycetes; Glomerellales; Glomerellaceae
Exons: 2
Coding region: 1-459 (152 amino acids)
Source: RefSeq, a predicted model, not a curated record
AUGUCUCUCCUUCCUGCUCACGUUGCUGCAACCUCAGCUCCUGCCCGUCGUGAUCAGCUCAGCUCUACCCGUGAGCUCCUGCCUCAUUUCUGGGUUUGCUUGGUUCUUGCCGAUCAUGAGCUGUUCCGCCCGUGCUCCUUGCCUCGGCCAUGUGCCCGUCGUGCCUACCAAUUAUCCCACUUCAGAAUCCCGUGCCACUUGCGCAUUCUCUCCAUCCGUGACCACCACAUCGCACCUCCCGUCCAGCCCAUCUCACCACCUUACCUUAUGUUGCGUUUUGAGACGGGACAUCAUUUUCCCUUUCCAAUGCAACUGCGCAUCUCGACGAUCCGUCAUGAGCACUCAGUUGUUGUCAUGAUGUUGCCGCGGCCCUCGGGGCUUUUCGAUACAUGCUUUGCACACGUCAGCACCAGUGCUGGGCCUUUACCGAACCAGGCGCUCAUGGUUCCUCCCGUCUGA